AUGCGCUAUAUCCAACAGUACUUUGUGCAGAGAUCAAAGUCACUGGUGGAUUCUUUGUCUACCCUUGCCCUUGAGCCAAUUAACUCUGUUUGGCCCUGCCCCGGAGCCCGAGCCGGACCGCGGCUAGCGUCCUUUUUCUGCCAAUCCAAUGUCGUCAUCUCCGCACAACGCACUUUUGGGGAGAGCACACGAGCACGACAAUUCACACCCUCCCCCAACGUUGCACAUGGAGCCAAAAGAGGGAAAAGAUCAGACGCAAUCGAUUGUUCUGUAAAGCGGACGGCAUUCGAGUGCGCACUACGCAAAAACACGCACAUGCGAACAAUCUCCAGGCCGUCACGUUCAUCCGACAAACCGGCCAUGGGGAGGAGCCUCGGUACUGUAGUAGAGACGGUUUUUCUUUACCUUUGCCACGCUACGCUACAUACUAUUCCUGGACAAGGACCACGUAUCGCUCAGCGCCUGAGUGCCCGGGACUUCAAAGGUCGCCUGCUCCGGACUACUACUUCUGAAAUACAUUUACACGUCUCUGUCACCAAGGCCAAUAUCCACCCAGCCGCCAACAUGACAUGGCUGAGGCGCAUCAAUCCCACGCCCGCAUUCCCGGCGCAUACAGGGCCUUACAAAGUCGGCUCCGUAGACGUAGAGAUUCCCACAAGUGGAUUGGAGAGUCCGACAGGCGAUGCACCCCCGGCGCAUCUGCCCACAGUGGCCUUCCGCAUGUUCUACCCAUGCAAACAGGACAGCGACCAGAAUGCUGUCAAGUGGAUUCCAAGUCCACAGCGUGACAUGAUUGCGGCGUAUGCCAAGUUCUUGGGCGCCAACAGCAUAUUUGCUGGAGUGUUUGCAUUGAUCCCCCAACUACUCUAUUUCAUCACCAUGCCCGUACAUCAGAACGCUGAUAUCCUCCAAUCCCCGAGCAAAUCCAAACAGUGGCCCGUCAUGGUCUUCUCACAUGGCCUCGGUGGCUCAAGAAACGCUUAUUCACACAUUUGCGGCUCGCUCGCAAGUCACGGAAUCGUUGUUGUAGCGGCCGACCAUCGUGAUGGAAGUGCGCCAUUGUCGGUACACCAGACACCAGACCAAAAAGAGAAGACUAAGCGCGUCGAGUACCGGUCAAUUGCUCACAAGCCAAGCACCGAAACUUACGAGGCGAGAGACGAACAGUUGCGCAUACGACUGUGGGAAGUAGCCACAAUUCACGAUGCGCUCAUCAAGAUUGACCAAGGAGAGAAGCUCAAGAAUGUUGCACUCGACCAGCCCAAGCAUGCAGAGAAAGAUCUCCUCACCAUGUUCCAGAAUACUCUCAAAGUUCACGAGCCAGGCGCUAUAAGCUUUGCGGGCCACUCCUUUGGCGCAUGCACCAUGGUUCAGUUUGUGAAAUCCAUCUACCAUCGACCCUCCACCCAAAUCCCAUACUAUAAGCCUCUCUUCACUCCGUCCUCCGGCUCAGCCCUUGUCCGCCAAAUCACCCCAUCGACACCAGUAGUACUCCUCGACCUUUGGACCCUGCCGAUACAAAGUCCCUUUACGGCCUGGCUCAGCUCCCAGCCAAUGCCCUGUUAUGAUUCCCUGACCGGAGGCCGCAACCUCCUCGUCAUUGCCUCGGAGGGCUUCUACAAGUGGUCCGCAAACUUUCGCGAAACAAAACGCAUCAUCGCCCCUCCCUCCCCUUCAAAAUCCAAGUUCCAAAAUCAACCAGGACCGCACAUCUUCUACCCGAUCUCCUCUGCGCAUCUUUCCCAGAGCGAUUUCGGCGUCCUGUUUCCUUGGAUCACGACUAAGGCGUUUGGUGCCAAGGAGCCAGAACGUGUGUUGAGACUCAACACUAGGGCCAUUCUACAGGUGCUCAGAGAGAGUGGCGUAGAGGUUGCUAAUACAAGCGCCGCGGACCUUGAAAUCGAAGGGGAGGAUGCGAUGCUGGCGCAAGAUACCGCAAUUCUGAGUACAAAGAAGGACAGUGUGAGGGGAUGGGUAAAUUUAAGCACAGAGGUGGAGGAGGGAGAUGAUAGGCAGGCGGACAGGAGGGUUGGGGAGGACGGGAAGGGGCCCGAGGAGGCUAUGGUUGAGGGAGAAGCUUUGGGGCAGGUUGUUGAGGGCAAUGGAAAUUGA
Plenodomus lingam JN3 is the source of this 2112-nucleotide messenger RNA. RefSeq lists its product as uncharacterized. The record is from RefSeq and is a predicted model, not a curated record. Gene Ontology annotation, molecular function: 1-alkyl-2-acetylglycerophosphocholine esterase activity. Lineage: Eukaryota; Fungi; Ascomycota; Dothideomycetes; Pleosporales; Leptosphaeriaceae.